Messenger RNA from Psylliodes chrysocephalus, 1135 nucleotides. The record is from the annotation of a GenBank genome assembly. NCBI's taxonomy places the organism in Eukaryota, Metazoa, Arthropoda, Insecta, Coleoptera, Chrysomelidae.
AUUUGUCAUUAAUACAGAAGUUUGGAUAUGUUUAAUAAGAUAUCUGGUCCAAAACUGCAGAAUAUUAUAUUUUUGAGAGAACCGAUAAUUGGUACUCACAAGUUCAUCAAGUAUCUCGAAAAAAAAAUCUUCCUGGAACCAUCUACAUUGGGGUUUAAAAUAUAACUGUUGAUUUUUUUUUAAUCUGACUCUUCGUCUACUCGGUUUACAAUAAUUUAAAGAUCGCCAGACGAAAUUUCAGUUUUAGAAUAACAGGUUUAUUUUGAACUCCAAUUUAACUAUCUUCAAGAAUUUAGUUUCAGUUUUUAAUUUUUCCAGAUUAAUAGAAUUUAAUCCAAAAAUCCAUGGAUUCAUCAGUUAUGCUGUAGUUUUAUAAAAUUAAUCAUUUAUUUUGAGUGUAUGUGUAAUAUCAUCGUAAUAGUGUUUUAAAAAUGGAGAAUUCUACAAUUUCAAUUCAAGAUUUUCAUAAAUAUAUCAAUGCAUUUUUAACAAUUUCAAACGAUCUAUUAGAUGAAUGGAAAUUAAACACAAUAGAUCAAAACAUAGAAAACAAUAAAUUUUUAACUAAAAAGCAAGUCGUGCUUCUGCGCAAUCCUGCUGAUCCUGAUUUACAAAUUAUAGCUACUUUUGAAUACCACUUAGUAUAUAAUAUAAGUUAUGCUGUUCCUGUUUUAUGUUUCAACAUUUGGAGGCAGGACGGUUCAAGAAUAACACUGGAAGAAUAUUGGAAUUACAAUAAAAAUCUACAUGACUACAAUAUGCACGAUACUCUCACUCAAAUGGAUCAUCCUGUAUUAAAUAAACCAAUUUUUACGUUGCAUCCGUGUAAGACAUAUGAAAUAUUAAAGGAAUUUUUAAAAACUAGUAAAAAUCCGGUAAUUUCGUGGUUAAGUGUUGUGAGUCAGUUUGUGCAUUUGGAUUUACUGGAAGAGUAUCUUAAAAGUUGUUAGAGAAUGUAAGUUAUUUUUAAAUAAAGGUAUUUCAAUGAGUUAUUUUUUAUUAAUUUAUUCCCCAAGCUAUGUAAUAUAAUUACUACUCGGUAAUUUAUCUUUUAUAGACAUCGUUACACUAACGACUUCACUAUUCAGUAACAAAGACAUUGCCUUGUUUCUAGUUACCCAAAUCUUAAUGAUGA